ACGUUCCUUUCUUUUYUUCAUUACUGCACCGAAAGAAUUGAUUGUUUCCUUCGUUCUUCCGUUGAUUUGACACUSUCGCAAUAAAAACAAUUCCGUUGCAUGAGUAAUGCAGAUCAAAARAUGAAACGACCAAGGCGAGAGCGAAGAAUCUUUGUGGAACCGUCCCUAUUUUUGGGUAGAACGACGACCAACACUAAAGAUGCCACUGGGAUGAGUAUCUCUUCUCUYGGGAGAAAAAGAGCGAAGCAAUUGGCARCACUAUUUUUGAUGUCGACGAUCGCAACGAUGUGGACAGCGUCGAACGUACAACCCGUCCACUCCCUUUCGCUGAAUACCUCUGGAGGUGUUGCGAACAGAGCCCAUCUCAACAUCUACACUCAUUCGGACUCUUCGAAACGGAAGAGAAGCCGAGGACACGCUUGUUUUUCUAUUUCGCCGCCGGCAAUCCCGUCCUCGUCGUUGUUGCUUGCUACUCCAUCGUCGCCGUCGCAAUCGUCGUCUACGUCUGGUGCGAAGAGAAAACCACGGCACAACCAGCAGAACCCGAACCGCCGAAACAAUAACAGCAACCGAAACAWAUACAGAAACGGAAACGCUGCAGCAGCGCCCACURACCCGGUUGCAGACUCUCGAUGGCAACGAGCCGUGCGAAUCGAAACAAGGACGCAAAUCGCGCUGGAGAAUCUUCAGCAACGCAACAACAUMAACACCAUGAACACAGAGACAAACACAAUCACCAAACACAAAACCGACGAAUCAAACCAGCAAGACACCGAAAAAAAUAGUACUAGCGACCAACGGCUGUCUCCCACGGGGAAGAACACGGUAAUCAUUCGAAGACGCAACAGCGGAGUCUUUUCGUCGGUACCACCCGACAACAAGUCUGAUGAUACUGCAUCAGCGCCACAGACACCUGUACAACGCAAUCCAUCAGUGCCCUUUCCCGACAUUCGCGAGUGCAACUUUGCUCUGGCAGCCUUUGGGGACAGGGGCGAUCUGCUGCGGGCCCUACGGCUCUAUUUCAAGAUGCGAAAGGCAACCCAGAUUGCCCUUUCUGCGACUACCGAUGCAGCAGCCAAUCCGAAAGAAGCAACCACACUUGUUCCGACCCCGACCCUCGUGACUUACUCUACCCUGAUGUCACGGGCAAUCUCUGURGGAAAACCCCAGGUGGCCUUACGGCUAUGGAAGAUCAUGAGGAAACAGGUAGACUUUUUUUCGUACGCCUCAUACAGUACAACUGCCGCGGCAACCGGGACCGGAUCCGUUGCUUCCAUCAAGGCGACGGACCUCCAGAAUCUGAUCGUUCCGGACGUGAAAGCGACCAACAUUUUGAUGAACACAUAUGCCAAGAUGGGGGACCUCGAGGCCGCAGAAGACCUGAUGUUGCAGAUGCAAACCAGGCCGGUCUUACAGCAGGAGAAUGAAAUCACGGGGAAUGGAGUUGGCAACGGAAUCGACAAUGAUAAUCCAAAGACCAAGUCCUCGCCGACGACGUCGUCUCUCCAACAAGUCGUCUUUGGCGGCGGAAUGGAUGUACCCUUUCUCAAACCGAACCUUGUGACCUACAACACGUUGCUAGACGCAUGCCAGAAGAGCGGUGAGCUUGAAAAGGCGCUUUACUGGAAAGGGGUUCUGGAACACGAGAGCAAGAAGAUGGGACGCGGCAGUGGUAGGACGAACAUUACCUAUCGAACUGGACAGACCCUCUCGAUUCGGCUUCRACCUGAUGUUCGAACCUAUACAAGCCUGAUUGGAACCGUUGCGCGGAAAUCUAGACCCUUGCUAUCCUCUUCCGCCGCUGAAACAAGCAACAGUAAUAAUAGCAGUACCAACMACAACCACAGCCAGUUUUAUGGGACGCAUGAUCCCUCGUUGGCCUUUUCUCUGCUUAACGAAAUGAAGACAAAGCACAGAAUUGCCCCCAGUCCACUGACGUAUUCGGCAUUGAUCGAUGUCUGUGGGCGAUGCCGUCGCUCUGAUUUAGCUCUCAAAGCCUUGCGAUUGAUGCUGCGGGAUGAACAGAUGCGAAAACGCAUGAGGCGGCUAGCGGAGAAAAACAACACCAAUAGCAAUAACAAGAAUAGACCCGGUCCUGGAGCUGCUGCUCCCGAAGUUUCGAUGGAUCAGCAAACUGUAGGUGCCUGGACAGCGGCCAUCAAUGCUUGCGGAAAAACAGGCCGCAUYGACACGGCUCUGAAAAUCUUUUUUGUGUCCAUGCCGCGCUUCAAGGUUCAGCCGAAUGUUAUCACCUGCAGUUGCCUCCUGGACUCGCUGUUGAAACAAGGCAAGACAGCCGAAUCUCUUGAUGUUCURCGGUACAUGAAAUCCCACAAUCUCCAACCCAGUGAAUACAUAUAUACAAGUCUCAUGACGUAUGCCAGCCGGUUGGCGGGCUUGGAGCAACAAAAGGGGAUGCGACGAAACCAAAAUUAUUUUCCCCGUGAWGAGCAGCAGGACACAACCUACAACCCUAGAUCUACCGCAAACACUGGUACGAGUGAAGACGAAGAUUCUGAUAACACGAACCGACCUUGGCCUUCGCUUUUGGACUCAGUUCAGAACGAAAAUGCAAUCGAAGAAAAAGUCAGAGAUGCUUUUGAUGACAAACAGAACGGCGAAGAGGAUGACACAAAGGCUGUAGAUAUUUACAGUGAACUUAUGUCAACCUUGAUUGCUACUACGAAGACAUCGCAACAGUCAUCAUCGAUACCAAAAUUUCCACCGGAUUCUGUAGUAGCAGCAAGCAACGAGCUAUAUCAGGUUUCCAUGGUAUUCCGAGAAAUGAAGGCGAGUGGAGUUGUUCCMGAUCUGGGUUCAUACCACACUUUGUUGCGAUCUUGUGCCAACGCUGGUGACAUCGACCGCGCACAGGAGAUUCUGAAAGAAAUCCAAGACUCUGCUGUUGACCUGCAACCAAACGAUCGAACCUGGAGAGCCGUCUUGCGCGCAGCUGGAAAAGCAAAACGAUCUGACUUGGUACUAAAGACUUGGAAUUCGGCUGUUGCCGAUAUGGAUGAAAAUUCCGAGAACGAUGAAGUAGAAGUUGGUGCACCUGCAACAAGCAAGAGCUCAUCGUCUUCGACGAGCACUGCUUGGAAAAAAAAGAAACGAAAAGCCAACAAAUUAAGUAUACACACAUUCAGGACGUUGCUCACGGCUUUGUUGGUGUGCGCUUGGAGCCUACGCGAAUCCGACCACUAUACGAGUGUUGAAUUGUACAAAAUAGUGAUCAAGUGCUACAAUACGCUGCGGUCUACUGCGGCUUCGAAUCCCACUGAGAAAUCGUGUUCAGGACAAUCCGUGAUUGCUUCAUCCAAGUUGACAACGUCGUACAUGGGUUUACAUCUACUAGAUUCAAACGCAGCAAUGGAAAAUCCGCAGAUCAUGGCAUCUAUCUUGCAAGCGGUUGUUAAUUUAGAAUCUCUUCUAGAGAAAGACGACGAGUGGAAGGGAAAACUCAAGCGGCUGGGUGUGUCGCUAGCGAGAACGAGUUGUCUCCGUGAAUCUCUUCAACCGUCUUCGGACAAUCAACAAACAAAAUCUGUUACGCCACCCUUGUCUUAUUUCGACAAGAAGGCAUUGAGAAUCGCUAKAACCUGGUCUUGAGUCUGGAGAAUUUUUCAAAAUUUCAACCCGAAAAGUCAUGAGAAAAUGGACCACUGRAGGGAAAUCAUAAAUUGUUUAAUAUUUCUUAAUCUCGUAAAAAUCAAGAAARCAUUUUCUUUUAC
Molecule: messenger RNA, 3731 nt
Organism: Pseudo-nitzschia multistriata
Lineage: Eukaryota; Bacillariophyta; Bacillariophyceae; Bacillariales; Bacillariaceae
Source: the annotation of a GenBank genome assembly